This is a messenger RNA of Ixodes scapularis (black-legged tick), 345 nucleotides long. RefSeq lists its product as uncharacterized. Lineage: Eukaryota; Metazoa; Arthropoda; Arachnida; Ixodida; Ixodidae. The transcript is spliced from 2 exons. The coding region runs from base 1 to 345 and encodes 114 amino acids. The record is from RefSeq and is a predicted model, not a curated record.
AUGAUCCACCUGCCAUUCAUUCUUGCUGUGUACAACACGUCCAGGGAGCGCAUUUAUUACUCCAAAUUCAACGUGGUGUCUAUGUUCUUCAACGUUUCAAUAUGGUCAAUUCUUUUAAGUUGGAUAUUGUUCGUCGCCUGCGAAGUUCCAACAGCACGUUUGGAAAAGAUGCUGUUCACUUUCCGAAGUGACAAAAAGGAAAAUGUGAAGAAGGAGAAUCUUCAAACACACGUGGCGAAGUCCUCUCAGCCACAUAUCGACGAGAAGCCCGUAAUCAUUUCCCAUCAGACCAACGAUGUUGAAAGCUCUUACGCACCACCGAACGUCUACCAUAUUCAUCUAUAG